AUGGCGUCCUGGAGCUACGCCAAGCGGAGGAAAGAGGAGCUGAAGACGCGGAUCCGGUACCACAGGCUGAAGCUGACACCUUGCUUCGAGAAGCAGCUGGAGAAGCGCAAGCACCACCUGGAGGAGAAGAGUGCAGCCUGGUCUCUGGUCUGUCCUGCAGUAUUUCUAAUCCAGAUUUGUUGA
Messenger RNA from Ostreobium quekettii, 183 nucleotides. The record is from the annotation of a GenBank genome assembly. Lineage: Eukaryota; Viridiplantae; Chlorophyta; Ulvophyceae; Bryopsidales; Ostreobiaceae.